Drosophila obscura is the source of this 1345-nucleotide messenger RNA. It is a transcript of the gene HmgD, whose product is annotated as high mobility group protein D. Gene Ontology annotation, molecular function: transcription cis-regulatory region binding. Lineage: Eukaryota; Metazoa; Arthropoda; Insecta; Diptera; Drosophilidae. Bases 126 to 461 code for a protein of 111 amino acids. The transcript has 3 exons. The record is from RefSeq and is a predicted model, not a curated record.
CUUCCAACGACAGACGCUAGAGCCCGUACAGUUUAAUUUGCGCAACACACGAAUAAGCUUGAAGCAAGCAUAAAAUAGUUGUAUUACUUCUUUAUAAAUAGUAACAGACAAAUCACAAAAUUAUUAUGGCCGAUAAACCAAAACGCCCUCUUUCUGCCUACAUGCUGUGGCUGAACAGUGCCCGCGAGGGCAUCAAGCGCGAGACUCCCGGCAUCAAGGUCACCGAGGUGGCCAAGCGCGGAGGAGAAUUAUGGAGAGCCAUGAAGGACAAGUCGGAAUGGGAGGCAAAGGCUGCCAAGGCUAAGGAUGAUUACGAUCGUGCCGUCAAGGAGUUUGAGGCUAAUGGUGGUAGUAAUUCCGCCAAUGGCAAUGCCAAGAAACGCUCCAAGCCCGCGAAAAAACCCGCAAAGAAGACCAAGAAGGACGACUCUGACGAUGAUGAUGAUGAUGAGAGCGAGUAGGAUGGAUCUUUCAAGGACCAUCUUGCAUUCACCAUCAGUUAUCCAUCACCAGUCAUACAACAAAACACUACAACAUCAGUGGAUCGAAGAUUUUACCUGCAAAACGAACACCACACACGAUAUAUGCAGUCCCCUUCACCAAUCUUAUAAUAGAGCAAACACACACAAAAAUCGAUAGAUCAUCCAUCAGAAAAGUAACACCAAAACUGCAUGAGCUGUUCGUGUUGCCAGAAACGGCAGGAGGAGAGCCAAUCCAACCACAAAAAAUAAGAAAAAUUGUAUUUAUACAUAUGAAUUUAAGUCUUAGUAGUCGUUUCUUUUAUAAUGCCCUAUACACACCAAGAGAGAUAGACACAAUCCACAAACAAAAGUUGAACGAAAAAAGUACAGAGGGAUCAACAGCAUGUAAAAAUGUGUGUUUUCCUCUAGCGAUCUCUUCUGCGGCGAGGAGAUGGAACUUAUCUUGCGUAUAAAAAUUGUAAAGUAAACGAUAAAAUAAUUCCAUUAAAAAUAAAAACAUGAAAACAAGUUCUCCCGGUGGAUGUUUUCGAUUAGAUGUAGCGUUGUACAAAUGCAGGGCCUCCAGAGAGUAAGAUUAGCGAUCCACAUUACACACACAAACAACACAACACCGCAAAUGAAACAAACGAAAUAUCGCUCAGGUCUUUUCGUCAUUUCGUAAUUGCAUUAAACUUUAAUAAUGUUUAAACGUCUUGUUAUGUAAAAAAGAUGUGUAGCCGAAGAAGCAGAAGGUAGAGGAUGAGUUUUGGAGAGAAAGCAGAUGUAAUUGCAUUUAAUCGGUAGAUUUAAUUGAUAAUUAUACAUAUAAUUUAAUGAGAAACCCACAAAAUAAAGCGAAAAAUACAUUUUUUAAAUGCGUUAAA